Chara braunii is the source of this 3838-nucleotide messenger RNA. The record is from the annotation of a GenBank genome assembly. NCBI's taxonomy places the organism in Eukaryota, Viridiplantae, Streptophyta, Charophyceae, Charales, Characeae.
GCUCAGCGGCCUUGUGCACGGCCACAAGUUUUCAAAGAAAGGUUCUGUCCGGUGGUGGUUUAACAGAAGGUUUGGGUGACUAUAGGAUAUCUGACCAAUAGAAAUGAGGAGAGAACUCUGGAGGUUGCUUUGUCGGGGACUUAGCUCCAGAUCGCUCGGCUUGGAAGCCGGAUGAGAUCAACAUUCCCAACUUCAUCGAUCGGCCGAGGAUAUGGUCCCGCAUGUGCGAUCUCCAGAUCGCUCGGCUUGGAAGGCGGACGAGAUCAACAUUCCCAAUUUCAUCGAUCGGCCGAGGAUAUGGUCCCACAUGUGCGGCUUCAAGAGCGAGCGAUGACAGAGCAAUAUCCGCUCACCCUCUGUGGUGUGUUUGACCUUUCAAAGGGAUCAUUCCACCUUGUCUGAAAUGACUGUAGUGGGUGUGAGGGCUCAGCACGCAGAUAAAAUUGUCCCAAGACCCAGAAAAGACAGUUUCUGCAAGUGGGUGAUAAACAUGGUGGGUCACAUUUUCUGGACCCCUUUUGCAAGGCAGUCAAGGCGCUGGGCGAGGAGUGUAGUGUCUCUGACCUUUCAAUGGGAUCGUCCGAAGACCCAGAAAAGACAGUUUCUGCAAGUGGGUGAUAAACGUCGUGUGUCACAUUUUCUGGACCCCCCCUUUCACAAGGCAGUCAAGGCGCUGCGUGAGGAGUGUAGUCUGCUUGAGCUUUCAAUUGGAUCGGUCUAAGUUUCUAACCCCUUGUCUGAAGUGACUAUAGUGGUUGCGAGGGCUCAGCACACACAGAUAAUUGUCCCAAGAUCCAGAAGUCUGUUCCUGCAAGUGGCUGUUAAUUGCGGUGUGGGCGCGUGCAUCCCAUUUCAUGGACCCCUUUCGCAUGGCAAUCAAUGCGCUGGGUCAAGAUCCUUGGACUUGUUCCUUCACAAAUUGUCAUUGUUUCCGAUUUACGGACUUCCAGAUGUCCCUUCGGUUGUCCAUAUGCUUGUUUGGGCUCAUCGGUGCUCUUUUCCUAUACACAGUCAUGCCAGGUGAUGACUGUGUUCGAACCGAACUUGGAGUGUGACACUCGGGUGGAAUUCUGGUUUUUGUUCGAUGUUCGAGAACAUAGGAAAGGGGCGAAGCAUGUCCGCUUUGAUUGGUUAGGCAAGUCUGAAGUUUUGGGCUCACUGACACUCUUGUCAUACAGACAGUCAUGCCCGGUGAUGACUGUAGUUUGGACUAGGGUGCUAUUCAGGUUGAUGUUUGAUGUUGAAGAUCAUUGGGGUGGGGGGGAGAAUUAUAUCCACUCUGAUUGGUGUGGCAAGUGUGAAGUUUCGGGCUCAUGGACGGUCUUUUUGUAUACGGUCAUGCCUGGUGACGACUGUCGUUGAAACUCCGGGUCUGAAACUAGGGUGGAAUGCAGGCUGAUGUUCAAGAACAUGGGAGGGGGGCGAAUUAUGGAGGUAAUGUUUCUGAUUGGUCAGACAAGUUGAAUGUUAGCCAGCAUGGAGGUAAUGUGUGAGCGCUUCCCACACUGCAAGGCACUCUUGCUAUUGUCUGCAUGCAUGUCAACCGUACUUGCAACCGCACGAGCCGCACAUCCGUCAGGAGUUCCGUGCGGAGUUUCAUGUGGGGGGUAUGUGUGCAGAAUCGUGCAGGUUUGUCUUUUGGGGGGGGGGCGGUUAUGGCGGGGAUAUGGGGAAAUGGUGAGGAGAUGAUUAGGAUGGACGAGGAGACGAUGAAGGGGAGGAGACAUGGAUGACGAGGAAGGGGGUUAGGGACGAGGAAGGACGAGGAGACGUGGACGACGUGGAAGGGCAGGAGGCGAACAGAUGGACGAAGGGAAAAGAAGAGGAAUUGCAAGAGGAGGACGAGUGGGAGGAGGCGGAGACAUGGACGACGAGGAAGGGGAGGAGACAAGGAGGCAUGGAAGAUGACGAAGUACGAGGAGGAAGAGACAUGGAGGAUGAGGAAGGGCAGGAGGAGGACGAGUCGGAGGAGACGAAAAGGAGAAGGGAGGAGGAGACAUGGAGGACGAGGAAGGGGAGGAGCGAGGUGUCUUUGGCAGGCCAGAGUGUGCUGUAACCACCCCUACUUUCAGGGUGCAUGCAAGUUGUCUGAAGAAUUGUGAUUUAUUCCUGGUUAUAUCUUGUUGGAGUCAAUGGUGGCAUAAAUGCCAGUGCAUUGCACGAGGGACAUUCAUCUCCUCCUGUGAGUGGUGGAGGUGCCUGGGUUCGGGCAUCCCUUUUUCUGCCUGUGCCAGCUCAUCCCCCCUCGUUUGAUUGGUCCACAACUUGCAAUGACCGCUUUCUUCUUGCAUGGCCGAUACAGGAUAAGGAGAAGGAGAUUGGGGAACAGAAGUUUCGAAAAAGGGAGUCUCCCACAAAUUGCUGCAAUGGGUCAGACAGUUGAACAUGGCUGUAACAUAACUUCAGGAAAAGGGAGACUGGGGGCCAGACACUUGAACAUGCUGGCCAGUGGCCAGCAGAUUGUACAGGAGCGGUUGUGGGGACCAGCCAGUCGAUGAAGCUGAUGCGGGGCUGGUCACCACAUUGUCUUGUCAAAUUUAAGUGAACGGUUGGAAUCAAACCGACCUUAGAGAAGUGGGUGAGCUUGAAAUGUAGGUAUAAGGUAAAGGAGAACGGUUCGGUUUGUUCGGUUUGUUCCCACUGACACUCAACUCACCCCACACAAACACAUAGACGCACAGUCUACAACACACAAAGACACACGGUAAGAAGGGAGCUGCAGGAACAAACAGAAGGGGUACCGCGAAGAAAGCCGAAGUCAAGAAAGGGAUAUAACGGGGAUCUAUUCUGCUCCAUGUUGCUUGCUAUGGAGGUAAAACUGGCCGGUGGUAGGAAUCGCUCAUCUCAAGUGUGCUUCGUUGUCUGCAAUGGACGUAAAGCUGCUUCGACUUUGGAUCUACUCAUCUGGGUGGAACAGGGGCUGUUGUGGUGAACACCUACAACACACACACACACACACACACACACACACACACACAGAGAGAGAGAGAGAGAGAGAGAGAGAGAGAGGGAGAGAGAGGAAAUAGGAUUGAGAUGAACUGUCAUGAGUAGAGUUUGCAGAAUGGGUUUUGUAACUUGUGGUUGGCACGAUCUUUGCUCAGUUAUUUUACUGAGUUUGCCAUUUCGUAUCCCUGUUUGCCUCUUUGCACUGCCUGGGGCUUGGCAUUUUUCAGAUUCCAAGUCACGAUGGCAGUUCAUUAGAGGGCGCGUUCGGUUAGUAUAUCCAAGUGAGCUCGGUGGUGGAGGUAGAAGGUCUGUAGCGCGUGUACUUCCGGGCUUGAUGAUGUAGUCACGCUGUAAGAAGUAAAACCAACUACAUUCAUUUUGGAGUUCUCUCUUGGUGAUGGAGAACCAGAGGGGACGCUAAGAAGUCUGCUAGCCAUUUGAUUAUGUGGAGUUGAUGAUAAGGAGUGUGGUAGCCGUUUGAUUAUGUGUGGAGUUGAUGAUAAGAAGUCUGCUCGUUUGAGUAUGUGGAUUUGAUGAUAAGAAGUUUUUGCUUAAUUGCCGUCGAGAGUGCAGAGAGGGACGGACAGAGUUUGAAGGGUUCUGUAUGUAGAUAGAGGGAUGGGACGCCUGCUGUCAGUGGGGCUUGACUUACGUGGAUUUGAGUAUAUUGAUGCAUUCAAAGGGGACUGAUUUUGUAGGAGAACAGGUAUGGUGAGGCAUUGUUUGGUGCUUCCAAGGGGGAGUUUCUAUGCGAAUGACCGGGAAGCAUGGAAAUUAAUGGGGGUUGGCGAAUGCUCAAUGGAGAGUCUGACGUGGAAUGCCUUUUUCGGUUUAACUCACGUUGGUGUGUACAGCAGAGGGAUUUUUUAUGGAAUAAAACAGCUACUAGAGG